Messenger RNA from Bolinopsis microptera, 1071 nucleotides. RefSeq names its product actin-binding LIM protein 3-like. Bases 18 to 989 code for a protein of 323 amino acids. Gene Ontology annotation, biological process: lamellipodium assembly. Gene Ontology annotation, molecular function: actin filament binding. Gene Ontology annotation, cellular component: actin cytoskeleton. The transcript is spliced from 5 exons. NCBI's taxonomy places the organism in Eukaryota, Metazoa, Ctenophora, Tentaculata, Lobata, Bolinopsidae. The record is from RefSeq and is a predicted model, not a curated record.
GAUUACCACCUAAUAUAAUGAGUACUGCACCUACAGUACACCCUACAGCGGAAUUGCCGCAGAAUGAUAUGUGUAGUAAAUGUAGUGGUGUUGCUACCUACGAGACACUAGAAGAUGCAGCAGUAGCCAUGACAGACCUUGCUAACACCCUGUGUGCAGGAUGCUCGGAGAAGCUAGUUGGAGAGGUUAUCAGAGUGGGGGACAGUGACCACUUCCACGUGGACUGCUUCAAGUGCACUUCCUGCAAUGAACCUCUAGCUUCCACCGGAUUCUUUGCACGUGCAGAGAAGUACUACUGCUCUAAAGACUACCACGAGCUAUUCGGGACUAAGUGUGUGGUCUGUUCCAGCUUCAUCGAGGGGGAGGGGUUUACUGUUCAGAAGAGGAGUUAUCAUACUAGGUGCUUCAAGUGCUCUCAAUGCGGAGGUGGGUUCAACAGUGGUUCCCGGGUUUUAUUCGACGAAGGACGCCCUAUCUGUGAGAGCUGCCGAGCCAAAUCUCAAGCCUCUACUCGUCUGAGCUCAUGCAAGGGCUGCAACAAGGACAUUACGGGGCGGAGUGUGGUUGCCAUGGAGUCAGACUGGCAUGUGGACUGCUUUGCUUGUUACUACUGUAAAGCUCCGUUAGCAGGGGAGUACAUGGUGAAGGACGGUCACCCCUACUGCGAGUCGGAUUACCUCAACUUGUUCGGACAAAAGUGUAAGAUAUGCGAUGAGUUUAUCGUGGGGAGGGUUCUCCAAGCGGGGGGUGUCAGUUACCACAACUCCUGUCUUAGGUGCCAAGUGUGCAGUAACUCCUUCGCUGAAGGGCAGGAGAUCUUCACCCAGGAUGGAAUAUUCUGGCACACGGAGUGUGAGCCUUAUUUGGAGGGGUUCGGGGAGAGCGAGUAUUUUGAUGACGGAGCGGAGGAGGAGGUUGCAGGGUUGGUUACAGACGAUGUAGCGGAUGUGGAGGAGGGCAUCUCUAAUAUCAGGGUCGAGGAGAAUUAAAGGAGCUGUACAGACGAUGUAGCGGAUGUGGAGGAGGGCAUCUCUAAUAUCAGGGUCGAGGAGAAUUAAAGGAGCUGUACAG